This is a messenger RNA of Staurois parvus, 371 nucleotides long. NCBI's taxonomy places the organism in Eukaryota, Metazoa, Chordata, Amphibia, Anura, Ranidae. The record is from the annotation of a GenBank genome assembly.
UCCGGGGAGACCAGAUAUAGUGAAUGCAGGGUCCGAGGAGACCGGAUAUAGUGAAUGCAGGGUCUGGGGAGACCGGAUAUAGUGAAUGCAGGGUCCGGGGAGACCGGAUAUAGUGAAUGCAGGGUCUGGGGAGACCGGAUAUAGUGAAUGCAGGGUCCUGGGAGACCGGAUAUAGUGAAUGCAGGGUCUGGGGGAGAACGGAUAUAGUGAAUGCAGGGUCUGGGGAGAUCAGAUAUAGUGAAUGCAGGGUCCGGGGAGACCGGAUAUAGUGAAUGCAGGGGUCCGGGGAGAGCAGAUAUAGUGAAUGCAGGGUCCGGGGAGACCAGAUAUAGUGAAUGCAGGGUCCGGGGAGACCAGAUAUAGUGAAUGCA